CCUCCUCCCCUCCCCAGAGAUUUCGCGAUGAUUCAGAUGAGCCCUCCCAGGCCUUCGCCCUCUUUCUCCCUGACAUCAUCCCUGUCGCUGCUGAAGCCCUUUUCCUCUCUGCCUUUCCCACCCUCUCCACCUUCUCCCUACCUGGCUCCUUCCUUGUCUCUGUCCUCUUCUGCGUCCUUGCUGUCCCCACCCUGGCUCCUUCCCCCAGCGAGCGGCUCGCUUUCCUUUCCAGGCUUGCGCUCUGCAGCCGCAGGAGCGGCCGCGCGAAGUCAGAGGAGCUGGUGCUGAGGCAGCGGUUCGCGCGGGAUCCGGACUCGGGGACCCAAGCCCGCGCGGAGCUGGGAUAGGGGGCCGCGCUCGCCCGCCGGGCGCCCUCCUGCCCGCGAUGGGCUGCUCCAGCAGCGCCCUCAACAAGGCCGGCGACGGCAUCAGGCCCCGCAGCGAAGAAAGCGAGUCCUGCUUUGUCCAACCAAAACCACGUACACCAGGAAGAGAAUCUACUUUAUAUGGCAAGGUACAAAACGAAAGCCUUCCUCGACUAGAAAAGCUCAAGAUUUCAGCUGUGUCUACAGCUAAUGGUGUUAAAUCCCUCCAUGAACAGCCCCUGGCAAAGGAGGCUGCAGACCCACCAGGAUCCACAGAGGAAACUCAGCCUCUUAAGGGACUGAAGGAGUCUGGGUCACCUCAGCCAGGUGGCAAAGAUGAUACUCCAGAGGCAGGAGAAAAGAAGAAGGACGUGGAAGCAGUGACAGAGGCUCAGCCUUCUAAAGGAAACGCUGAGACCGAAGCUUUAGGAGCAGAAGCUAAGAGUCAACCUCUGAGGACAGCGGGAGAGAGGGACUCUCCUGGAGCAGUGGAAGGUACUGAGAAUCCACAAGCUGCCGGAGAGAUGACACCCCUAGGAACAGCUGAGAAAAUUCCACCUCUGGAAGCAGCUAGAGAGCUACAAUCUCAAGAAGCUAUGGGGACGGAUGAACAGUCCCAACUCCCAGAAACAGUUCCCAAGGAGACGGAAUCUCCAGAAAUAUUGGAAGGAAGUCAGCUUGUGGAAACAGCUGAAAAGCAGCAACUUCAAGAAACACUGGGAGAAGAUGACCAGUCCCAACUUCUAGAGAUGAUUCCCAGAGAGAAUGGAACACCAGAAGUAUCAGACAGAAGCCAGCUUAUGGAAACAGCUGUCAAGGAUGAUUCGCUCCAUAAAACUCCUGAAGGUCCAGGAAACAUGGAGCAGAUCCAACCUGAAAGAAUAGUUGGAAACAUGGAACAUCCAGCAGAAAUUCUAGAGACAGGGGCAAAUGUGGAAACGGUCAGGAAUAUUCAUGCUAACGAAGAGGACCAACACGUUGAAGGUGAAACAGGAGAAAAGGUUGAAACAGACGUGGAGAAUGAGAAAGUAAGUGAAGGGGCUGAAACAAAAGAAGAAGAAACGGGAGAAGCUGUGGGUCUUUCAGCAGCCCCGUAUAUAGGUAUGGUGAUGGAAGGGUGAAUGGACACAGCGUAUUAUAACAGAGAAGACAGAAAGCGGCAGUGAAGUUUGUGGUUACAGAUCUUAUCUUUCAACAUCUACGUGUUUUAUACAAGGAGUGUGGUUAUCAUGUUCUUGAUUACAUUGUUCCAUAAAACUGCUAAGCUGUGAACAGUUUUUCUAGCUACUUACAAUUCAAAACUACAAAAAAAAAAAAAAAAGAAGAAGAAAACUACAAUAGCUAGAGCCAAUACCAACUAGGGUAUAUGUUCGUUUAAGAGUGUGAGGGUGUUUUCUCCACUGUGGCAAUGGGUCCAUUCAGUGUAGAAAAUGAGACCCCAAAAGAAAGUAUAAACCUUUAAGUAUAGGUGGCCGGAGAAAGGAGUUAGCAGAUUUUAGGGAGCUCAUGAUAAUAAAGUCAUACAGUUGGAAUUAGGAUGGAGUAAGAAUGAUCAACAAUAACCGGGCAAACUAUACGUAGUAUUUCUUUCCUAUCACAGAAUUUAGAGCUGGUGGGAACCUGGGAAAGUAUGUCAUCUAAUUACCUUCUCACCUUAAGUCUAUCUACUACCAUACAUGCUUAUUGAUCGUGGUGUAUUAAAUAUGGUAACAAAAUUCUUCGUAAAGGAAUGCAGACUCUGGUGCUGUUAUAAGAUUAGGCAUUUUCACAGUGAAAGGUUAUACAUGUUUUAUGUGCCAUUUUGAAUCGUCUAGUGAUUUUAUACUUAGGUGAGGUGUUUCAAUUGGUGUUAUCCUUUUGACUGACAUUAAAGGUAUUUUAAAUUAACUGACUUUUAAAUAUAUUUCAGAGGCAACAAACAGCAAGAAUUAAAACCUAGAUUUGUUGCCUGUGUGGAGUCUAUUCCUUGGGCCCUAUUUUUUUUUUUAAGAUUACUGAUUUAAUAUUAGGCUUUAGAUGUGGAAAAGAGCUGAAAAAUCAGGAUUUAAAAACCAUUUAUACUAUCUCCUUUGUGUUAAAAUGACACACCACAGAAAGUCCCUUUUCAAGUAUCCCUCCAAAGUUGCCAAGGGAUCUUGGUAAACGAUGAUAUGUGAAUAAUAAUAAUGAUAGCAAUCUUGCCCACCAAUGAGUGCCUUGUGUUUAUGAAUAUCAGGAUAGAGUUAUAUUCUGGAAACAUUUUAUAUCUUUAUCUUAUUUGUACAUAUGUAGUUUAAAGAUAACUGCUCAGAUGAAUUAACUAGACUAUUUUUACUUUAGCUUCUAUAUUAAACUGACUCUUAAGAUGAUGUAAUUAAUUUUAAGAAUAUAGGAUAGAGGGAAGAAUUAUCAUCCUUACUCUGAUUUUAAUGUUAGUGUAUGUUUCUGACUUUAAAGAGUUGAGGUAGCCAACAAGAGGAGUUACUUGAGUAGGUGACUUCAUCCUUCCUGCAAAGUAAAGAAGCUGGGUUGUGAUUUGAUUGAGAACAAGGAUUGUUUUAUGUGUCUUUGAAUUCAUGCAUUUAGCUCUUUUAAUGGGACAUGAUAGGUGCUUGAUAAGUAUUUGUCGAAUCAAUAAAUGAAUAAUAAAUACCAAGUGUUCCCAUUUACACUUAAUUCAUUAAAAAAGAAUAUAGGGCUUCCCUGGUGGCGCAGUGGUUGAGAGUCCGCCUGCCGAUGCAGGGGACACGGGUUCGUGCCCCGUUCCGGGAAGAUCCCACAUGCCGCGGAGCGGCUGGGCUCGUGAGCCAUGGCCGCUGAGCCUGCGCGUCCGGAGCCUGUGCUCCGCAAUGGGGGAGGCCACAACAGUGAGAGGCCCGCGUACCGCAAAAAAAAAAAAAAAAAAAAGGGUGAUGUAUAAGCCAGGCUAUGUGGAUAUGCUAAAACAGAAGUGUAUGCUUACACAUCCACAUUUUAAAACACAAAUGACGGGCUUCCCUGGUGGCAUAGUUGUUAAGAAUCUGCCUUCCCAUGCAGGGGACAUGGGUUCGAGCCCUGGUCUAGGAAGAUCCCACAUGCCGCAGAGCAGCUAAGCCCAUGCACCACAACUACUGAAGCCCGCGUGCCACAACUGCUGAAGCCCACACGCCUGGAGCCCAUGCUCCGCAACAAGAGAAGCCACCACAAUGAGAAGCCUGCACACUGCAACGACGAGUAACCCCUGCUGGCCACAACUAGAGAAAACUCCCACUCAGCAACAAGACCCAACGUAGCCAUAAAUAAAUUAAUUAAUUAAGAAAAAAACCCACGAAUCACUAUUUUGUCCUUACAUUGUGAAAAAGUACAUGUAAAACCACGAAUCCAUCCUUUCCACUGCUAGAAGUUUUUUCUUUUGCCUAAAACUGGUAUAUAGACUUUGCAUAUCAAAGUGCAUUCUAAGUCCCCAGACUCUGAGAGGAGUUUAUCAAUUUUGCUUCCAGAUUCAAAAUGCACAAGUUGGAUAAGGCUUGAGCUAUUUAUAAUGAAUUAAUAGAAAAAACUACCAUCAGGGCUGGAUUUUCCACUGGAUUUUCUAAUUCCAGUGGCCAUACAACCACUUUGUAACCCAGUUUUGUGAUCUAUUAAGAUGAUUGCAGAAUUCUCUGUAUCUAGCUGGGAAGGAAAUGGUGAACGAACGAUUCACCAGCUGGUAUCCCCAUUAGGGCGUGAACGUUGGCGUUUACUGAUAGAGGGUGCCAGUUGCAAAUCUGGGAAAUUCCCAACCCAGACUCCAAAACUCUUGGCCAGAUGUGCUCUGUACCAUCAAUUGAUACCAAGCAGGGCCCUGUGGGGCUCCUGGGUACAAAGCCUUUCUGUGUCCCCCAUUUCUUUGAUUACAGGAAACAGCCUUCAUUCAGCCUCCAUGACCUUCCCUGAGUUCCAAUAGGCAGAUUCAAGCAGUUGUUAAUUAGGGAAGGAAGGGGAUGCCAGACCUGGGAGAAACAAACAGUCAAGAGCAGCCUUGGGGCAAGGCUCUGUUUCCCCAUCAACGGAUGCACACAACAAUAUCUUUGAGCUAUUUUGCAGAUACCGAAACCCCCUCCAGGUGGGAGAAGUUAACGAUUAAGGACGGUAUGCUGCCCACAAGCAUGUAGACCCCAGACCAGUUGGACCUGAAGGUUGAUGAUGCCGACUCUUACCUCACCACCAACCCAUCAGAACAAUGUCCAUGAGCUGAUCACACUGUCUUUGAACAAUUACUAUAAAACUUCUCACUAUCUUCUCCAAGUGAGGACACACAGUAUUUUGAGGCAGGAGCCUGCUGUGUCCCCCUUUGCCUGGCAAAGUAAUAAAGCUAUCCUUUUCUACUUCACCCAAAACUCUGCCUCCAAGAUUUGAUUCGGCACCGGUGUACAGAGAAGCUGAGCUUUCUGCAUCACUCCUGGGGGACCCACAGGAUAGGAGUAUGUGGCCAACAUGUGACCUCAUUGCUUUUUCCAUUUCAGCUUUGCAGUAAGAGUCCUAGCAUAGCUAAUAGCCUUUGAGCAGUCAAAACACCCAAGUCAUUAUUUAAAAAAAAAUUUUUUUGGCCAUGCGGCAUGGCUUGUGGGAUCUCAGUUCCCUGACUAGGGAUAGAACCCCGGCCCUCAGCAGUGAAAGCACAGAGGCCUAACCACUGGACCACCAGAGAACUCCCCAUCAUCAUUCUUAACAAAUGCUUUAUUCCACACUUGGCCUUGAGUUAAAAAUGGCUUUUAAAGGAAAAUGUUUCUUUUCCACAUUGAAGUAAUCAAAGAGUGUUGGGUGGUCAUAGUCAAAUAAUCUGUGCUCUUUUGGUAAAUACAAUAGCUUCUUAUAGCAUCUAACAUUACAAGCAUCUCAUUUUUAUAAAGCUAAUCUGGUGACCCAAUUCUGAAUUGUUUCACAAAAGUCAGCAAUGUGAACAUCAUAAAGCCAUUCAUGUAGCCUAGUGCAUCUGUUGGGUGAAAGGAGAAUGAUCCUCUAAUAACAAGGCAUGGCUGUGUCUGAAAAGUUGAAAGCAUUUGCUCACAAGGUAUCAUUUAAUCUAAAACUUUGUCAGCUCCUCUUGUCCCCAGAGCGUAUAAAGUUAACAAGUGAGAUUCGUUGUAAUCUCAAGGUUUUAAUUGCAGAAUCAGAGAACUGUUGACAGGUGUGGAAUUUCUCUUUUCAGUUCUUGUUACUUUCAGCAAAAGUUAAGGAAUUCCGUGUCAGUGUUAACCCAUAUGGAGUCAAACUGGAGACCUUCAGCUUUACUUCAGAAAUACCACUCAGCAAAUGUGUUGGGCAAUAGUUGAGAUACUGCAAGCUAACAACCAUAUCGUUACUUCUGCGCCUAAUGAAAGAAGUCUCCAGACGUCAGCCAGGCUUUAACAACUUUUGAAGGUCGAAGAGGGGCCAGUCUGUAUUAUGUUAAUCUAAAUUACCCUUUCUGUUUAAUAAUGUGCAACUGACAUGAAUAAACAUAUAACUCUAUCCACUACUGGGACAGAGAUCUGCAAGCCUCACCAGUUUCCAGAAAAAGAGUUCUGAGAAACCAGAUAGGGACAAUAAUUUUGGUUUGAAAUCUGCCUCAUUUUUUUUUUUCCUUGUAAAAUAUAGGUAGUUCUCAAACUUUUCUUAACAAAAUAAAAGUAACUGUAGCAAAACAUAAUUCAUGCUAUCAUAUAAAUUUAUGAAAAAAGUAAUGCAUAGUAUACUGAAUCAAUUUAUGUGACCCUGAUUCCAAACACUUAAAAAAAAAUAUUCAGUGAUAAAGAGAAGAGGCUCUCCACAGCAGCUGUAUUGUUGUAGAGGGACUUUGGGCUGGGAGGGAGUUUCAGCCCCAGCACCUCACUAGGAAGACACCAGGCCCAAAGGUGAACUCAUAGCAGUCCACUGUGAAAACAAAUGAAAAGUUUAUUUCAGCUAGUGGUUAUUUAGUGGAUCAGUAUGGAUUUGCUUCAAGUUUUCUGGAUAUCAGAGCUUUGUUAAAAAGUGUUGUUGUUGUUGUUGUUUUUUGGUAAAAACACUGCUUCUAAGUACUUGUAUAUGACACAGUGAUUAUUUAGGUAAUAAUUGCAAGGAAGAACUCCUUUACUAUUAAAAUAAUAAUUUUUUCUUAGUAAAAAAUGAAUACAUGUUCAUGGUAGAAACUUCAGAAAAUAUAAACUUUAAAAAGAGGAAAUCUAACAUUACACAUAAUACAAUCAGGGAUUAUUAUUUUUUUAGUGUUGCAAUAGCAAGUUAGCCAAAGCACAACUAUUAAUAGAACUUUAUGUCUGUUGAACCGCUGAGCAUAGCACUUCUGGAUUUUCCUCACUGGAAUCUAUUGGAGAUAGCAGGUUACAGAGAAUGUUCCAAUAAUCCUUGCUAUAUUAGUAAAUAUUGAUUAGUGUUACAGAGAGAGCAACUAUGCCCAAGUAUAUUAGCACUUAGCUGACCACAGUUUAUGAUAACUAAUUUUUUGAUAUCUUAGGAAAAAACACUGAAACUAAAAAUUUUAUUUGAAAUUAUUGUUAAAGCUUUCUAACUGUUGAUCAAAUGUCAGUGAAAAGAUUGUAAGCUCUUUAGAGAGCAGGAAAAGUGCCCUACAGGGCCUAGUACAAAUUUUGCGCUCUAAAUGCUUGUUGAUGAUACAUGCUCUUUAUUCUUAUAUAAUCAUGAUAAUUUCCUCAGAACUGAAUAUAAUUGGCUAUAGGGAAAAUAUGGCCAACAUUUUUAUAAAAUUAUUUUGUACUGCUGGUUCAAUAUUUACAAUUUUGAUUGAAUGUUAUUAGAAAUAAAGUGUUUGAAAGCUUUUCUCUGUA
This is a messenger RNA of Orcinus orca (killer whale), 7129 nucleotides long. It is a transcript of the gene ERICH5, whose product is annotated as glutamate rich 5. The record is from RefSeq and is a predicted model, not a curated record. The coding region runs from base 386 to 1486 and encodes 366 amino acids. The transcript is spliced from 3 exons. NCBI's taxonomy places the organism in Eukaryota, Metazoa, Chordata, Mammalia, Artiodactyla, Delphinidae.